AUGCUAAACUCGCACUCCCAUAAUAUGGAUAUCACACCCACCACACCCCUUCUUAGCCCUUACUCAAAGGGCCAUGCCAGCGUCCCAUUUCUAUCUCGCCGCGAUGACGGCUUCCUGCUCAGUUACGUCCCGGGCGGUAACGCAAUGCACCACUUCCUGCAAAUGCUACGGCGCUACUGCCAGAACCUCGACUACUACAUGGCGCGGUGGUUCAGGCUGAUAAACACAAGCCCGUUUCCGUUUGAUUACAUUCGCUACAUGCAGCAGAUUCUGCUGCCGAGGCUAAAGGUACUGACAGAGACGUUUGAAAUAGCGACAGUCAACUUCAACACGCGUGAGGUGAUGCAGACAAUGGAUAUGGAGAGGUGGCUGAAGAUGGUAAGGACCGAUGUGGAGUGGUUUAGGAAUGAGGGUUUGGUGAAGAAUAAGGGGGAGAGGAGUGAUAUGAUACAGUUGGGUAUAUGCGUGGAAUGUGGGAUGCAUUGGGAAGGUAUGGGUAAUUGA
Molecule: messenger RNA, 504 nt
Organism: Morchella importuna
Lineage: Eukaryota; Fungi; Ascomycota; Pezizomycetes; Pezizales; Morchellaceae
Exons: 1
Coding region: 1-504 (167 amino acids)
Source: RefSeq, a predicted model, not a curated record